Messenger RNA from Bactrocera neohumeralis, 3547 nucleotides. RefSeq names its product glycerophosphocholine phosphodiesterase GPCPD1. Gene Ontology annotation, molecular function: glycerophosphocholine phosphodiesterase activity; starch binding. The record is from RefSeq and is a predicted model, not a curated record. The coding region runs from base 893 to 2992 and encodes 699 amino acids. The transcript has 6 exons. Gene Ontology annotation, biological process: glycerophospholipid catabolic process. NCBI's taxonomy places the organism in Eukaryota, Metazoa, Arthropoda, Insecta, Diptera, Tephritidae.
CGACGGCCAUUGAUUGAUCAAAAUAGUUAAAUUUUUAUCUGAGAUCAAUUGUUUCGCUUCUAUAUUAAACGAGACAUUAGUUUUAUUGGUUUUAGGAGAACAUAAAAGUUAAAAAUUUAAAUAUAUAAUUAUUCGAACAAAUAAAUAAGUGGAUAUUAUUGUAGUAAAAUUUUGAUUGGACAAAGGGCAAUAUAUUGCCUUUGGUGUGGCGAAUUCACACCACUACCAAAACCAUUGUCCGAAAAAUCUUACCACGUUACAGAGGAGUCCAGCGAAAUGGAUCCAAACUACGCGACAUCUUAGCAAAUUCUCUUCCUGGUGGAGGCAACGCACAAGUUCGCGAAACGCUCCAUAACAUCGCUAGCUGUCGUACUUGGUGUGAUUUUACUCCAGCACAGAGAAAAUAUUUCAACUAACUCCUUUCCCCUUCAUAACCAUAUUUAUAUAACCGUUUUUUAAUCCAUAAACCUAAUUGAUACAACUGGAUAAAUAUGUUCCCAACUGACCACCAAAGUUAUUUUAUAAUAACAUACUACCUCGGCUAGUCGUGAAUAGCGGCUGCUAUAAUAUUCAACUAUAACAACUAUCCAAAGACGCAUUACUACAUAUACAUCUUGUAAGUUUUCCACAUCAAUAACAUUAUUAUCAGGAAAUAUAGCAUUAUACUGCAAAUGUAAGGAGAGUGUGCGUUCAACAGCGGGUUCAACAAACUUAUAUAGAUAUGGGGAAUCUCAUGCAAAUCAUUUACACAACAACAUUUUUUAUGUAUUUGUAGCCAGAUAUUUUAUUCAUUCGUUCAUUGAGCAUAUUUUGACAAUAUAAUAUUUCUGUGCGUAUUAUUCAACACAUUUCUGAAAUUCCCGAAUAUUUCGUUUGUAAUACAACUACAAAAAUGCAACGGUGGUUUUUCGCUGAUGAGGCAGAGGAUUGCGAUGCCAUGGCGGCGCCUGUGGCAUCAUCGUCCUCAGUGGAGUUGUUUCAACCUGCUACACCGGUACAGGUUAACUGGAAAUUUUGGGUCCAAGUAAAUCAAGAUUUAGCGCCUAAUGAGCGUCUGGCCAUUGUUGGAAGCACCGAACGUCUGGGCAAUUGGCAGUUUAGCGAGUGUAUAGUCAUGAUGAAGGAAGAUGACAAGAAUCUAUGGUACACCUAUGUUAGCAUUCCGCGUGAUACUCGCACCGAAUACCGUUAUUUAGUGGUUGCAGUCGAUCCGACAGCUGAAAAAACGAUUGUGCGUAAUUGGGAGGCCCAUCUAAAGCCACGUUCUGUCGUACCCGGUGUAAAUCGCAAGACUAGGGAGUGUGACGAAGAGUAUGGCUACAUAAAUGGUGUUGAGAAAGUGGACCGCGGCUGGGUAACAUCCGAGACAAUUGUACAAUUGAAAUUUUUCAAUGCACCCUUCACAUGGAAACAACGCAUGAAGCGGCGAUUAAUCUUUGUUAAAGUGACACCAAUGAACUUGACGAUACCGCAGAGUGGCGGUGCUGGUGGCGGUGCCGGUGGUGAUUACCAUACGUUUUCACAACUCGAAGAUUCACUGUCAAACGACACCCAUGAUACACGUGAGAAUGGUGCAGAUCUUAGCACCGCUUUCGCUUUCAACGAAGUAGCCGUGUUACAAGCUGACGAGUCCGUUAUAAAAGUACAACCACAAUUCGGUACAGCUUGCGGCCCCGAUGACGUAGUAAUCUUCCAUUUGACAAUCGGUGAUUUUGAUAGUACUGCCUAUCUCAUUGAUUUAUAUUCGUACAGCUCGAAAGCAGCUAUGGAUGAGCCGCCCUACCACCUCGGUUAUCACUAUGUUUUGCCAAAUUUACUCAAACGCUCUGAUGGUAACCUGGAAGUUCCCAUUACAUGCGCGACACGUCAUCGGCCAAUGGGCAUGAUGCAGAUAGGCUAUUUGCUGGUGAAACCAACCAAGUGUAUUAAGUUGGACAUGGCGCUGACAUAUACGCGCUAUUGGAACCCCAAAUGGACUGGUUUGGAUGUGGGACAUCGCGGGUCUGGCACCAGUUUCAAGACAAAGGAUUCUGUGAUACGCGAAAACACAAUUACUUCGUUGAAGAAUGCAGUCGACCAUGGCGCCGAUAUGGUUGAGUUCGAUGUACAGCUGAGCAAGGAUUUGGUGCCGGUGGUCUAUCAUGACUUCAUGAUCUAUGUGUCGCUCAAAGCGAAAGGCAGUUGCAAGCCUAAUGAUUUUCUGGAGUUACCAAUGCGUGAGCUAACAUUGGACCAACUGAAUAAUUUGAAGGUUUAUCACACACAAGAGGGCCGUACACGCGAAGAGCGCUGCUUUCACAACGAUGAUCAGCUGGAGCAUCAACCAUUUCCCAGCCUUGCGGACGUCCUGGAUGCCAUCGAUCAACAUGUUGGCUUCAACAUAGAAGUGAAAUGGUCACAGCGGCUCAAAGAUGGCACCAUGGAGGAAGAAUUCGAGCAUACCAUUGACCGCAAUUUGUAUGUGGACUGCAUUUUGAAUGUGGUAUUCCGCAAAGCUGGCGAUCGACGCAUUGUAUUCUCAUGUUUCGACCCUGACAUUUGCACCAUGCUGCGCUUUAAGCAAAAUCGUUACCCGGUUAUGUUCUUAACUCUCGGUGAAACGACGAAAUAUCAAAAAUAUCUAGAUCCACGUGGCAACACCAUUGAAAUGGCUAUAUAUAACUCACUAGCCAUGGAAUUGCUGGGCAUUGUAGCGCACACUGAAGACCUGCUACGUGACCCCACGAAGGUGAAUUUAGCUAAAAGCAGCGGCUUGGUAGUCUUUUGCUGGGGUGACGACAAUAACUGCAAGGAUACAAUUAAAUUCCUCAAAGAAUUGGGAUUGCAUGCCAUAAUUUACGAUAAAAUGGAUGUGCUCACCAGCAAAGAAGUCAAGCAAAGCGUGUUCCUGCUGCAAGCCAAGGAGAGCCAAAAUGAAAUACUCAAACUGCAGGCGCUGGAAAGGGGCAAACUGUGGCACGACAAUGUGCCGGUAGUGCACAAAAAGCACUAAUAAUUCAAGACCCAGACGCAUAUGAUAUUAUAUUUAAGUUACAUUUGCAGUAGUUGCUAAAUUAACGCAAUAAUUAUCAUUAAAAUUAAAAUAAUUCACCAUAAAUCACUUCAUUCACUUUACCAAAUCCUCUUCAUAUAAAUAUAUAUAUUUACUCAUGUAAUGCGUAGUUUUAGUAGCAUAAUCUCCCUUUUUUUUUAUAAAUUAUCCUACAUAAUGCAUGUAUGUUCAAAUUAGUAAAUACUUUUUUUAUUAUGAUUUUUAUAUAUAACCCAGUUAGCGAAAAUUGUUAAAUUAUGACACCAAUUACAUAACGCAAACAUUAAAACUGUGUUCCGCGCAGAAAUUCAACGCUUUUCACUUUUAUAAAUGUACAUACAAUUGAAUUAACGCACAUCAGCUUGUAAAUUACCGACCACGUGCGCAUUUUAUUACUCAAGUUUAUCUGUGGCGUUUUGUAGUCGGUGCCUUUCGAAUAUUUUGUGCAAAAAAAUUAGUAAAUAUAUUUGAAAUUGUGUACGGAUAGCUGGAAAUUUGAAAAAAAAGAACAAUAAA